Molecule: messenger RNA, 2783 nt
Organism: Eufriesea mexicana
Lineage: Eukaryota; Metazoa; Arthropoda; Insecta; Hymenoptera; Apidae
Product: homeobox protein PKNOX2
Exons: 8
Coding region: 586-2046 (486 amino acids)
Biological process (GO): regulation of DNA-templated transcription
Molecular function (GO): DNA binding
Source: RefSeq, a predicted model, not a curated record
AUUCGUAGAGAAGAAGAAAGAAAAUAUCGUUUAAAAUAAUAUUUAGAAAAUAAGUUGAGCAUUCGUAAUGAAAGUUCCAUGGUAUUAUAGUACAAAUUAUGGAAAAUUGCGUUAUUCUAACGGUGCCAUUUAGCUAAUGACACCUUUUUUCCUCCGUAACUAUCACUCGUAACCACCAUUUUUCGGGCGUCGUCGCCUUGUCAGCCGGCGGUGUGUCGCAGUACUUUAUUUAUUCAUACCGAGGGAACGUGUAUGGGGAUUGGGGAAAAUUCAAAAGGAACGUUCGGAAUGGGAAGCAGAACUGGUGCCAGCAACAGUGCUGAUGGUGUUGAGACCGUCUAACGAUGACAUUUAAAUGCAGUGCCGCGCAUCGUUUGGUUCUUCGUGCCACGACGAUUCUCUCCUCCGUCCCUUUCUUUUUCCCCCGUUCCCUAGCUCAUGUCUGCUCGAAAUACACGAGGAUAUCUUGCUAAAUUUUUAUCCUGUAACUUAUUGGAAAAUCAAAGGUAGAUCGAAAGACAGUUAAAUAUCAGAGGCCCCGGAGGACCUGGGCAGAGAUGGAAACUGCUAGACAGGAAUGAUAGAAUGCAAGAGGGUAGCACCGCCGUGGCGCUAGCGAUGGUGACUCCUGGUUACGAUCAGGACCCUGCAAGUGGGGUUGCCGAUUACACGACACAUCAAGAUCAGGCUCAGUUCGAGGCAGACAAGAGGGCAGUAUACAAACAUCCCCUCUUUCCGUUACUCGCGUUACUCUUCGAAAGAUGCGAACAAGCUACUCAGAGCUCGGACAACUCGACGUCCGAAAGCUUCAACAUGGACAUACAGGCCUUCGUCCAACACCAAGAAAGAGACCGAAAGCCUUUUCUGAUCAAUGACCCCGAAAUUGACGGUUUGAUGAUCAAGGCGAUACAGGUGCUACGGAUUCACCUACUCGAACUGGAAAAGGUGCAGGAGCUGUGCAAAGACUUUUGCAACAGGUACAUCACGUGCCUGAAAGGCAAGAUGCAAAGCGAAAAUCUGUUACGCAGCGAUUACAGUCACCAUGGACACGACAUGGGUCCAUCGAGUGGCAGCAACGGGAGCAGUCCUUUGCAGGUGCUGUCUUCUACAGGCAAUGAUGUUGAGUCGGGAGCUAACGGAUUCAGAGUGAGCAGAGCCGACACCCUGUCGGAGAACGGUGGUGCAAGUCAGUUGGCUGCUCAAGAGGAAACCGGUAACGACAGGCCGCCGUCAGUGCGAUCAUCAUCCACCGCUCAACGUUCGAAUAGAUCCUCCAGCCAGGACCAUGACGAUCCUCUGUCACCUUCCACGGUACAUGGCAGUACGCCUCUUUCACAGAUUGGGGCUCAUUCCUGUGUGCCAGUCAACGACAUGUAUCUUGGUCAAGAUGAUAUGGACUAUGUGAAUAUUAUUGGCGACAGAAUAUAUUUAGAAGAGGCUGGCUAUUGGGGCCUUCUUGCCUUACAAGAGCGUGAAAAUGAAUACGUCGAUGUCGGGGAUGCGAAUGACGAAAAAUAUUUUGAUAUCACUGUGGCGGGCUCCCCUUCACCUGCACCAAGUGAAGACGAAGAUGAAGGAUGUGGAACUGGUACUGUUACUUCCAAUCACAGUACUAGUCAUGGAGGUAAUCAUAGUAGCGUUAAGAAGGGAAGACAAAAGCGGGGUGUCUUACCCAAGCAAGCUACGAGCAUUAUGCGAACUUGGCUCUUUGAACAUUUAGUUCAUCCGUACCCCACGGAGGAUGAAAAGCGUCAAAUCGCAAGUCAAACGAACUUAACGUUGCUUCAAGUCAAUAAUUGGUUCAUUAAUGCUCGUCGACGAAUCCUCCAGCCAAUGCUUGACGGUGCUGGGGCUGAUUCCGUACAGCGUGCCGGAAAACGUCACAAGGUAUCGAAGCAUGUGGUGCAACAACAACAUGUGCAGCAACAACAAGGCGGCGGCUGGCAAUCUGAAGACUCUGGGAGCGAUUCAGGCUCUAGCGACGGGGAAGGAGGUGCCGAUAGAUCGAAAGAUGGUAACGAUAGCGACGAAGAUGAUCUUCACUGACCUCUGUCGAUCACCGAUACGUCAACCUCUUUACGGUACCUUCAAAUCCAGUUGCUCAUUACAGUAUUAAGGUAUUCGAGAAUAGAUUUCGCUUUAUCUGUCAAAUACGUAAUUAUUCUCGCGAAAAUCAAGGGUAUUAUUGGUCGAGGUUAUCACGCUCUCUUAUCGGAUCCGACAGUUUCGAUCUCCUUAACUAUUCAUGGAGCAUCUUUGCGUUUUUAAGCGUUGUUAUGUGUUAACUACGGUCCGAGAAAGAUUGAAAAAAAUUCUGUAUAAUUCGAUUACGAAACAUGUUCUUCCUUUUCUUUUUAUAUAUUCUUCGUAAAAGUAAUUCAGUCAUGAUAAAAAAGAUAUUUUCAUUUAUCGAAUCGUAAGAUCUUCAAAUAGAAUGAAGCUUAUUUUAGAAUUGUUAUCUUUUUUUAAUCAGUUUCGUUGAUUUGUUAAUAAGCAAGCUGCAUAUAAAACAGUUCUUAAUUUCUCUUAUAUAGUUUUUUGUUUUUUGCGAUUGUUUCUUCUUGACAAUUGUUAAUUUGCAUAUAAUAUUUCAAAGUGACGAAUGAAGGGUGCUACGUAUGUAGCGUAAGUCAUCGUUUGUAUCAUUUAUUAAACCAUAAGCCGCGUUUUUCACGACAUUUAUCGAGCGUCGUUUAGUUCGUUUAGAGCGUAGUUAUAAUAUUAAUAACUGAUUUAUAAUAGGAGCAAAUUAUUUUUCGAAAAAGACUUGAAUAUUCACACCA